GCUGUUUAAGCAGUUUCUUACAGGGACCCUGGUCGGUUAGGCGCAGUUAGAUUGUAACAGGUUUAGGUGAUAUUUAUAUUGACAUUAGAAUGAUGUCAUAAUACAACAACAUCAUUGUUUUGAUAUUUGGGAUUGUAAAAGGUAAAUGAAUUCACCGGGCUGUGUGUUUGUUUAUUGUUUAUCUGUCGGCGAGUCAUUUAACUGCACUCCUAAAAGUGAAAGUAAAACUUGACGGAGGAGGAAACGAGACUGUAGCAAGGAACCUCCAGUUCAAGAGCUUGACCCAUUAGAGUCUCUGUGGCAGUUCUAGGAUUCAAGCUAAUCUCUUGGCUCAUGAUGGUAGACCCAGCUUCAGGCUCCUUGUGGCCUGCAUAUGGAGCUCUUCUUUUCCUGGACCUGCUCCUCUGGCUCACUUUGUGGACCUCACUUCUGUGCUCUGAAGGUGUUUUCCUCAUGAACCUGACAUGGCUGUGGGUUUUCAGGGCUUUCAGCUGGGUUCUGCUUCACACGGUCAGUUCGGCAACCCUGAACAAGACCAUACACAAUCUUCUGAAGCCUUGGGUAGCGUUAGUGUGUUUUGUACCUCCUGUAUAUGAUAUGGUGCAAACGUUAGUUCUGAGAAAAGGGUGUGGGUUUAGUCCAGUGCCUUUGCCUCUCAUGGUGGCUUUAAGUGCAGUGACAGGCACUCUGAUCCAUCUGAUGUGGGACAAGGCAUUCCCUAUUAAAAAGGUGAAGAAAGAGCAAGAGGCCAAGGUCCUCCUGAUGAGAGUGAUUCGCUACUCGAAACCAGACUACCUUCAUCUGGCAGCUGCCUUUUUCUUCCUCAUCUUAGCUGCAUUAUUUGAAUCAAGAAUUCCAUACUAUAUGGGGAAAAUCAUGGAUGGUUUGAGUGGAGAGUACAAGCACGAGAGCUUCUUGUGGGCCAUUGCCUGCUUGUCGUUGUACUCUUUUGGAAGCUCUAUGUUUACUGGCUUGAGAGGAGGCAUGUUUAUGUGUAGCCUCGGCAGACUAAACAAGAGAAUUCGACACAUGCUAUUUCAGAACCUGCUGAAACAGGACAUAAUCUUCUUUGAAGAAAAUAAACCAGGAAGCUUGACAUCGCGGCUGGUCUCGGACACCGAUAAAAUGGGUCGCUCUGUAGCCAUGAAUGUGAAUGUGCUCGUGAGGAGUCUGGUUAAAACGUGCGGCAUGCUCGUGCAGAUGCUCAGCCUGUCCUGGCAGCUCACACUCCUUACCUUUGUGGAGAUGCCUCUCCUCGCUGUGCUACAAAACUAUUACAAUAUUCACUACCAGAAAAGAUCAAGGGAGCUGCAGAACUGCAUGGCUGAAAUCGAGCAGCUGGCAUUGUCUGUUAUCAGGUCUGUGAAGACGGUACGCAGCUUCAGGGCUGAGGCUCAGGAGCUGAAGAAAUACCAGGAGGCUUUGGAUAAGAAACGUCAGAUACUGAAACGCAAGGGCAUUUUCAGUGCAAUCCACCUCCUUCUGCGCAGAUGUUUAACGUUAGGCCUGAGGGUGUCCAUGCUGCUCCUCAGUCACCAUCUCAUCUCCUCGGGUCAGCUAAGCACCGGGAGUCUUCUGGCUUUUGUGCUGUAUCAAAAAGACAUGUCGUUAAACAUGAGGCAAUUGGUGCAUGUUUACGGAGACAUUCUGAACACGGUAUGGUCAGCAGAGAAGGUGUUUACGCUGCUAGAUAGAAAACCCAACAUGCAAGAAGCAGGAGAUUGGGUACCUGAGAAUCUGGAAGGAAGAAUCACCUUAAAUAAUAUCACCCUGUCCUACCCUUCCCGUCCUGAAAGCGAAGCACUUAAGUCUGUGAGCAUAGAGCUGAGUCCUGGGAAGAUGACAGCAUUGGUCGGCCCCUCCGGUGGAGGUAAAACUUCCUGUGUCAGUCUUCUCCAGAGAUUUUAUGAGCCUCAGCAGGGCAAAGUGCUACUGGACAACAAACCACUUCAUGAGUACCAACACCAGUACCUGUGCCGCCAGAUGGCAGCCGUGUCCCAGAACCCAGUGCUGUUCUCUGGCUCCGUGAAAUACAACAUUGCGUAUGGCCUUCGUGAUUACGACAUAGAGCAGGUGAAGGAAGCUGCGAAGAAAGCCAACGCUCAUGACUUUAUAUGCAGAUUGGACGAAGGCUAUGACACAGAUGUUGGAGAGUCUGGGAAAAGGCUAUCCUCAGGACAGAAGCAGUGUAUUGCUAUAGCCAGAGUGUUGAUCAGAAAUCCAAAAAUCCUCAUUCUGGAUGAAGCUACGAGCAAGUUGGACAUCAACACUCAGCACGCGGUUCAGGAAGUCCUCUCUGGCUUAAAAGGUCAGACACUGCUGGUGGUCGCUCAUCGUCUGCAGACUAUCGAGAGAGCUGACCAUAUCAUCUACAUGCAAGGUGGGAUGGUCAUGGAGCAAGGAACACACGAGCAGCUCAUGGCCAAAAGAGGAAGUUAUUUCCAUCUUAGGGAAAAACUGUUUACAGAGGAUUCAGACCAAGACUGAACGGAUUCAUUAGCAUCAAGCGUGAAUUUAAAGUAUCAACUAUAUGUGGAAGUACGGAGAUCAACAUUGUAUUAUAUUAUACUACGGAGACCUUUAUCCCUAAACCCAGCUUUCGAGGACAGUUGGUUUACACGAUAUAACAGAUUUUUUUUUCCUGGGUAGUAAAGUGUUAUUUUCUAAUUGGUUUUUGAAUCAGGAGUAUAGAAAAUGGCUAAAAGUUCCUUCAAACUUCACUUUUGUGUCCAGCACAGUGGUGAUUUUUCUCGUACACAUAAAGUCAGACAAAAUAUGAAUUAAAAAAAAUAAUAGUAAUACCACUAAAGUACCUUAAGUUUUAAAAUCUGUUUCCUCAAUAUUGAGGACACUCGAUGCUGUAAUUUUGCUGCUUAAUGUCUAAAAACCACUAGUGUUGCUGGUAGGAUUUCCAUAACCAUAUGUUCUUCUGCUAGCUGGCAAAAGACCUCUUGAACGACUCGAUGUCUUCGUUUUCAGUACUAAAAGUCAUAUUGUUCUCAAGGAUUAAUACACGAAUAUAUAAGCGAUGAUUAAUGUUUACUGCAAAGACUUAAAAAGAGAUGAAUUUAUGAUUGGUCUACCAAGCUUCAAGUCUGUUACCAUUAAUAAGUCAGAAAACAUCAGCAUGCGUGCUUUUGUUUCUUUAAGACUCAGGGUCGAGGGAUGUCGCGUCUCUUAGCGACAGCUCUGCAUUUAAACGUGCGACUGGUUUAAGAACACAAAAUGGGUAUGUACUUCAGCUUAAACGUUACAGGAAGCUCAUCACAUUUAUACAUUUUUCUUCAAGACUAUAACAAGGUUUAUAGGUUUUAAGGUGCAAACAACGUUUGAUAAAUAUUUGUGUUAGCUUGUUAUACACACACAUUAUAAAUACACACACACAUACACACACACAUAUAUAUAUGUAUAUAUAUACACACACACA
Molecule: messenger RNA, 3427 nt
Organism: Tachysurus fulvidraco (yellow catfish)
Lineage: Eukaryota; Metazoa; Chordata; Actinopteri; Siluriformes; Bagridae
Gene: tap2t
Product: transporter associated with antigen processing, subunit type t, teleost specific
Exons: 12
Coding region: 334-2487 (717 amino acids)
Biological process (GO): transmembrane transport
Cellular component (GO): membrane
Molecular function (GO): ATP hydrolysis activity; ABC-type oligopeptide transporter activity; ATP binding
Source: RefSeq, a predicted model, not a curated record